GAAGGAUCGCGCCGCUAUUGGUUGGAAGGGGCCCGCGCCGUUAUUGGUGGAAAGGGGCCCGCGCACGCGGCGGCGGCGGUAGCCGGAGGUCGUGAGGGAAGAGCGGCUGAGGAGGGAGCUGAGAGGAGUCCUGGCCAUGGCAGUGCAGGACCCCCGGCCCAACCACACCAUCUACAUCAACAACCUGAACGAGAAGAUCAAGAAGGACGAGCUGAAGAAGUCCCUCUACGCCAUUUUCUCGCAGUUUGGGCAGAUUUUGGACAUUCUGGUGUCACGCAGUCUCCGCAUGCGGGGCCAGGCCUUUGUCAUCUUCAAGGAGAUGAGCAGCGCCACCAACGCCCUGCGCUCCAUGCAGGGCUUCCCCUUCUACGACAAACCCAUGCGGAUCCAGUACGCCAAGACCGACUCGGACAUCAUUGCCAAGAUGAAGGGAACGUUCGUGGAGCGGGAACGGGACCGGGACCGGGAGCGCAAACGGGACAAGCGCAAAGCCAAGGGGGGAGAGGCCCCCGGCCCCAAAAAGAGCGGGGCUGGAGCGCAGGGGGCAGCGCAGGGGGCAGUGCCCGGGAUGCCACCACUGGCACAGCCGCCCCGGAUGCUGCCACACAUGGGGGGACAACCGCCCUACAUCCCGCCCCCCGGCAUGAUUCCGGCCCCAGGAAUGGCCCCAAAUCCAGGAAUUCCCCCAGGAAUGGCCCCACAGCCUGGAAUGGCCCCAAUCCCUACCCCACAGCCUCUGUCGGAAAAUCCCCCGAACCACAUCCUGUUCCUGACCAACCUCCCUGAGGAGACCAACGAGCUGAUGCUCUCCAUGCUCUUCAACCAGUUCCCUGGGUUCAAGGAGGUGCGCCUGGUGCCCGGGCGCCACGACAUCGCCUUCGUGGAGUUCGACACCGAGGUGCAGGCGGGCGCCGCCCGCGAGGCCCUGCAGGGCUUCAAGAUCACCCAGAGCAACGCCAUGAAGAUCUCUUUUGCCAAAAAGUGACCCAAACACCCCCAACUCCACCAAAAUACCCCCAACCCCAAAAAAAAACCAGACCUGAAAUACCCCGAGAUUGAAAAAGAGCACCUCAAACCCACCCCUAAAUACCCAAAACCUGCCCCUAAAACACUCCAGUUCCCUCCAAACCACCCCAAAAUCCCAUAGAAGCACCCUAAAAAUCCCUCAAAACCACCCCAGAACACCCUAAAUCCCAUAAAACUGCCCCCAAAUCCCAGAAAAAUACUCCAAAAUCCCAGAAAAUUGCCCCAGAAGUGGUCCUGGCCCUGCUUCAAGCCCCCACACAUCCCCACUCCCCCAGGUAAGUUCAGCUCGGCCCAAAUCCUCCUUUUCCCACCCCAAAUUAAUUUUUUUUCCAGCCCAAAUCCUUUGUGGGUCCCCAAAUCCUGUUUCCCAUCCCAAAAUCUCCCUUUUUCGCCCCAAUUCCUCACCCCAAAUCCUGGUUUUUGGUUUUUUCACCCCAAAUCCUUUGUGCAUCCCAAAUCCCCUUUUCCCACCCCAAAUCCCCUUUUUCCAAACCAAAUCCCCUUUUCCCACCCCAAAUACUUCCCUGCCCACCCUAAAUCCUCUUUUUCCACCCAAAAUCUUUCCCCAUCCUAAAUCCCCCAAUUCCCACCCUAAUCCCCCUUUUCCCUACCCUAAAUCCCCCUUCCACCACCCAAAAUCCCUUUUUUACCCCAAAUUCUCCUUUUUUCAUUUUAAAUCCUUCUUUUUCCACCCCAAAUCCCCCUUUUCCCACCCAAAACCCUUUUCCUUCCCAAUAUCCCCUUUUCCCAUCGCAGCUGGGGUCAGUUCUGACCCCAAAUCCUCAAUCCCCACCCUAAAUCCCCUUUUCCCACCCAAAUCUCCUUUUUUCCAUCCCAAAUCCUUCCUUGUGCAUCUCAAAUCCUCCUUCUUUCACCCCAAAAUCUUCUUUAUCCAUCUUAAAUCCUAUUCUUUCAUCCCUAAUUCUCCUCACCCCAAAUCCUUAUUCUUUCAUCCCAAAUCCCUUCUUCCACCCUGGAUCCCCACCCUAAAUCCACUUUCUCAGCCCCCCAGGGGCUUUUGGGGUUUCCCAAAGAGUUUUUGGGGUUUUUCCCAGCAUUGUACCCAGAGUCUCUCUGCAGACAUUGCACCUGGAGCUGCCCCCACCCCAGAUAAACCCAAAUCCCCUUUUCCCACUCCCCCUGAUGUUUCUCGGGUUCCCAAGGGGGUUUUGGGGUCUUUCCCAGCAUUGUACCCAGGGUCUCUCUGCAGACAUUGCACCUGGAGCCUUCCCAAAUAAACCCCACUGUGCCCCCCA
Serinus canaria (Common canary) is the source of this 2282-nucleotide messenger RNA. RefSeq names its product small nuclear ribonucleoprotein polypeptide A (gene SNRPA). Gene Ontology annotation, molecular function: U1 snRNA binding. The transcript is spliced from 7 exons. Lineage: Eukaryota; Metazoa; Chordata; Aves; Passeriformes; Fringillidae. Gene Ontology annotation, cellular component: U1 snRNP. Gene Ontology annotation, biological process: mRNA splicing, via spliceosome. The record is from RefSeq and is a predicted model, not a curated record. The coding region runs from base 137 to 985 and encodes 282 amino acids.